ACGCUAUCAGUAGGCAAAACUGGUUUUCAUAAAGCGAAAGGAGUGUGCGUCCUUUGAUGUCUCGAUGUGAAUUAUUCUAAAGAAACAAUUUCCAGGACAUGGUUGUUUCCUAUGAUUUUCUUCAAGUAUUUGGAUACAUGCACGAAUCCGAGAAGCUAUAGGCCACUGGCACUCGAGUGUUAGGUCACUAUGGGAUGUCUGGCAAGGAGACGCCAGACCGUGUUGCUGGUGCUUUUCCUCAUGUUUGUGCCUUUUUGUGCAUUUGUUUUCUUCGCUGAGCCAGAUUUGAGUCUGGAGCAACAAAUGACUUCCAAGAUGGCUGAACUUCAACUGAAAAUCCAGCACCUUGAUUCUUUACAUCAAGAGAGGCUGCAGGAAGUAAGAGUUCUCUCAAGUCAUCUAUCCCACAUUUUAGCCACCUCAAAAUCUGAGAAUUUAUCAGUUGGUGCAUCUGGAGUUGACUCGGAGGCGCAAAAAUUGCUGAAGAAUUUGACCAGUUUUGAGUGGGGCUCAGCAGCACUUCACAUGCCAUCUGUCUACCACUUUCUUCCUCACUUGCUUCACAAUCCAUCAAGCCUCAAACCAGCAUAUCAGAUGUCAAAGGGCAGAAAUGGAGUGUCAAUGGUGCUGGGCGUGCCAACAGUGAAACGAGAAGUACAGAGCUACUUGCUCACAACCCUGCAGAAUUUAAUUCAGAAUUUGAGCCCAGAGGAGCAAGCUAAAACUUUGAUUAUUGUUUUUGUAGCUGAAACAGACCUGGAAUAUGUUGUUUCUGUUGCAAAGGAAAUUGAAAUGCAGUUUUCUCCUCAUGUGGAAGCUGGCUUGAUCGAAAUAAUAUCCCCACCUGCUUCUUACUACCCUGAUUUGACCAACCUUACUCCAACCUUAGGUGACUCUCCUGAAAGGUUCAGGUGGCGCACAAAACAGAAUUUGGACUUUGCCUUUCUCAUGAUGUACGCCCAGUCAAGAGGCCUUUUUUACACACAACUGGAGGAUGACAUACUGGCCAAGCCUGGAUUUCUCACCACCAUGCUUGAUUUUUCAUAUCAAAAGAUCGCGAAGAAUGAACCUUGGUUUGUCAUUGAAUUUUGCCAACUUGGAUUCAUUGGCAAAAUGUUCAAGUGCGUCGAGUUGCCCUGGCUAGUGCAGUUUUUCAUCAUGUUUUACACCGACAAGCCUGUCGAUUGGCUACUGGAUCACGUGAUCACAACAAAAAUUUGCAGCCUCGACAAAGACCAGAAAAUGUGCAAGAAGGCGAAAAACGCACUUUGGCUGCAUUACAAGCCUUCGCUCUUCCAACACAUCGGAACUCACUCAUCACUGAAAGGAAAAGUGCAAAAGUUGAAGGACAAACAUUAUGGCAAGCUGAUGUUGUUCUACCCGCACACCAACAACCCCAAGGCAGUGAGCGUUGAGGGUGGCGUCACUUCGUACAAACACCACACCCUGGUCAGAGCAUAUGCUGGAGAGGACUACUUUUGGGGAUUAUCCCCUCAGGCAGGGGAUCACAUUUCCUUCAAGUAUGAUCCUCCUAUCAACAUGUCAAGGUACUUGUUUCGGAGUGGUAACGCGGAGCAUCCAUCCGACAGGUUUUACAAUACCACUGUCGAAAUUCUGCCAGCCAAAAAGCCAAGCAGCGAAGUGAAUGUUACCCCAGACGGCUAUGUGAUUGUUGGAAAAUUUGACACAGUUGGCAUUGCGGAAGGGUUUAUUAAUCCAAAGCUGUUCCCGAUAAAAGAGCUCAGACUGAACAUUCACAGCGAAAGCGAAAACUGGGUCAUCCUAAACGAAAUUUCAAUCGACACAGAGCAGAAGUCUGAGCGGUGACCGAAGCAUUGAAUGUCAGUUGUGUAGGGACACAAUCAAAUCAUCUACGUCAGACAGCUUCCUCGCGCUGGCUGACUUGCGUCGACUCAGCUCAAUAUUAACAUGAUUCACCAUUUGUGCAUUUUCUCAUGGUUCCCAGUCUGUGAUACGUCUAAUAAUAUUCACGCAGUUGAACUGCUGCACACCAUGUUUUAUAUAUAUAUGAUAGAUAGCUGAAAGUGCCAUUCUUACUUUCUGCGUAAGCAAUGCCAAAAACGAUGCUUCGACCAUUUGUAAUUUGCAGUAUGAGAAUGCUUACUAAAGAGACAAAACUGUGCAAAUCAUAAGAAAAAUUUAUGCGCUAUUUCUCUAAUCCGAUACAUGUGAUUUUACUGAAAAAUGUGGUUUGCAUCGUAGAUGCAGCUUUGUAAAUAGUGCUGUACAAUAACGCAAGUGAGACUUAAUAUGUAAUAUUCGGUCAUCUGGAAAUCUUAUACUCGUACUCGCAAUUAGUCAGUGCGUUAAAAUUCUUAACAUUGUUUGCUUUUUAAGUUGAAUGUUUCACGAAAACUUCCAUGGCCAGGUUUCUAAUUUCUGGCUAUUUUUGUAUCAUCUUGUCAAAAUACUGAUGCCAUUUUCAAAUACUUUUGCUGCCAUGCAUUUGAAGCCUAGUAAAUUGUUCAGUCUGUCCUUGAUCUAUAUUUAUCCUGAAUACCUGAGUGAUGGAAUAAUUCCUGCCUGACAUAAUAACAAAAACGAUACAUCUAUUGAAUAUAAGUGCCGCUUUGAAGUAUCUUGAUGAAUAAAAUAAUUAUUACUUUAUGUACAUUUAAAUAUAUCAUUGACAUGAGUGUAAUCCUAAGAAUGUGCCACACUGGGUUGUCCUUCUUUGCUUCUUUAUUCCUGAUGUUGUAAAAAUCAUUAAGAGUUGUAUCUUUUUGUUAUUAAAAAUUGUGAUAAAGCUAAUCGCAUCGAAAAAAUUAUAUAAUCGUGAAAAGUUGAUCUGUUGUUUCUUUUUUAACGACAAAAAUAUAAACAUAGCAGAA
Molecule: messenger RNA, 2852 nt
Organism: Cloeon dipterum
Lineage: Eukaryota; Metazoa; Arthropoda; Insecta; Ephemeroptera; Baetidae
Gene: Mgat4a
Product: alpha-1,3-mannosyl-glycoprotein 4-beta-N-acetylglucosaminyltransferase a
Exons: 12
Coding region: 190-1827 (545 amino acids)
Biological process (GO): protein N-linked glycosylation
Cellular component (GO): Golgi stack; endoplasmic reticulum-Golgi intermediate compartment; endoplasmic reticulum
Molecular function (GO): acetylglucosaminyltransferase activity
Source: RefSeq, a predicted model, not a curated record